Trichomycterus rosablanca is the source of this 651-nucleotide messenger RNA. It is a transcript of the gene bsnd, whose product is annotated as barttin CLCNK type accessory subunit beta. The coding region runs from base 1 to 516 and encodes 171 amino acids. The record is from RefSeq and is a predicted model, not a curated record. NCBI's taxonomy places the organism in Eukaryota, Metazoa, Chordata, Actinopteri, Siluriformes, Trichomycteridae. Gene Ontology annotation, molecular function: chloride channel regulator activity. Gene Ontology annotation, cellular component: basolateral plasma membrane; plasma membrane. Gene Ontology annotation, biological process: chloride transport. The transcript is spliced from 3 exons.
AUGGCAGAGUACAAGCCUUACCGUUAUGGGCUCAUCGUCCUGGGGCUCGUGUUGGUGGCUCUGGGUGUCUUCUUAAUGGCUGUUGAGGAGCCACAAGUGUUCGCCACUUUCUGUGCCAUGGGGGCACUGAUAUCAGGUAUUGGGACAGUGUGGAGUGUGUGCCAGUGCUACCCAAAGGUCACGUUUGUACUGCCAGAGCAGGAAAUGCAGAGUAAUGCUGAGAAACAGGAGCUAUGUCCUGAAGCCAAGGUCUUGCAGGUCAGUGACAGCUCGACAGAACCCAUCAAGGCUCCCUUGGCAGAUUUUGGUGAACUAGAGAUUGUUGAAAAAGAUGAAACUGUCUUACUAGCCCAGACAGAAAAAUCACCUGAGAUCAGAGUAAGCUCUCCCAGCAUGCAGUGGUCCUGCUCUAAUACACCUUACCCAGACAGCACGGAUGCACAAUCCGAAACUGAUCUCUACUACGGAGAAGUGGAAGAUACCUGCAAGGUCACACUAGAUCUUGAUAGCGAAUAGCUAGUUUGCAGUGAUUUUUAAACUAAGGAAUGUAUGUGAUUUUGUAUGCAAUAUUGUGUAAAUAAUUAAUGCAAAGUGACACCAGUACACACGACUCUGUACUUUAAAGCAAUCAUAUAAUAUAAAUGGGAGCUG